This is a messenger RNA of Salvia miltiorrhiza (redroot sage), 876 nucleotides long. Its product is annotated as 50S ribosomal protein L24, chloroplastic. The transcript has 4 exons. The coding region runs from base 160 to 726 and encodes 188 amino acids. The record is from RefSeq and is a predicted model, not a curated record. Gene Ontology annotation, biological process: translation. Gene Ontology annotation, molecular function: RNA binding; structural constituent of ribosome. NCBI's taxonomy places the organism in Eukaryota, Viridiplantae, Streptophyta, Magnoliopsida, Lamiales, Lamiaceae. Gene Ontology annotation, cellular component: ribosome; mitochondrion.
AUCUAUAGUUAGAAUAGCACACGACUUUAGAAGACUAGUGUUCAACUGUAGAAACCGGGCUUUGGAGCACAGAAUAGGAAGCCAAUUUUCCAACAUUAUCUCUCUAUCUCUUUCACACAACUCACUGCGCCUAGUGAGAGAAAUCCUAGUCCUUCAACAAUGGCCGCUCUUCAGAGCUCAUUUACGUCGUUAAAUCUCGGCACCAGUUCCUUCCUUGGCCAACGCGUCACUCCCUCCCUCCAUCUGCCUCUUGUUAAGUCAACAGAGCAGCCAAGUUCAAUUGUCGCAAAGCUUAAACGAUGGGAGCGGAAAGAGUGCAAACCAAACAGUCUACCAGUGCUACAUAAAAUGCACGUUAAACUUGGAGAUACUGUAAAAGUCAUUUCCGGAAAGGACAAAGGUAAAGUUGGUGAGGUUAGCAGGAUUAUCACGCAUAACAGCAGCAUUGUAAUUAAAGAUAUUAACUUGAAGACAAAGCAUGUUAAGAGCAAGGGGGAGGAUGAACCAGGGCAGAUAAUCAAGAUCGAAGCCCCUAUUCACAGCUCAAAUGUUAUGCUAUAUUCGAAAGAGAAGGAUGUGGUGAGCAGGGUUGGUCAUAAAACCCUGGAUAAUGGUAAACGUGUUCGUUACCUAAUAAAGACGGGAGAAAUCAUUGACAGUGCAGAGAACUGGAAGAGAGUGGCUAAAGAAAAAGAGAAAGCAACAGAAUUAGCUGCUGCCUCUUAGGAUACCAGGUUCUCUAUAUCCGUUCAUAUAUCCCAGCAAUGUAAUAUUCUAGGAUCUGCAAUUUGUACACCUUCAUUUAUUCUUUUGACUUACUUUCAAAGGACACACAUUUGCUCCUUCCUAAAUCCUAAUAUGGUCAACUUGAUAAAA